UCCGCUUAAUAUCGCAGCGUGCUGCUGUGCUGCUGCCUAUAAAUCGCCGACGGCUGCAAAAUCACUCGAAAAUCGACAUGAUGCUAGCUUUCAGCAUGGCCACCGCGGAUUUCCUGCUCCUCGUAGUCAUCGUAGCAGCUGCUUCCUCUUCCUUCACCGGCGUCCACGCGGGCGCCGCCUGUGCGCCCAAGGAGAGGGACGCCCUCCUGGCGUUCAAGCAAGGCAUCACCAGCGACCCCGGGGGCCUCCUGGCGUCAUGGCAGCCAGAAGAUGAGCAUGACUGCUGCCAGUGGGAAGGAGUCCAGUGCAGCAACCUGACAGGCCAUGUCCUCGAGCUGCACCUCAGCAGCGGAGAUCUGACCAGCGGAGGUCUGACCGGAGAGAUAAGUCAUUCUCUGCUCUCCUUGCAGCAUCUUGAAUAUGUCGAUGUCAGCUUCAACAACCUCCAGGGGCCGACCGGCCAAGUCCCAGAGUUCCUAGGAUCUUUCAAGAACCUAAGAUAUCUUAACCUCUCUAGCAUACCGUUUUCCAGUAGGGUGCCUCCUCAACUUGGCAACCUCUCAAAGCUGCAGUAUCUUGAUCUUUCAUACACUGGUUCGCAGCAGCAGUACAUGUACUCCACUGAUCUCUCGUGGUUGACACACCUACCUUUGUUGCAGUACCUCGACAUGGGGUCGGUAAAUCUUAGCAUGGUAACUGAUUGGCCGUAUGUGGUGAAUAUGUUGCCUUCUUUGAGGGUCCUUAUUCUUGAUGAUUGCUCGCUAGCAAGUGCAAACCAAUCGCUCCCACACCUUAACCUUACAAACCUUGAGGAGCUCGAUCUCUCCUUCAAUAGCUUUCAACACCCAGUUGCAUCUUGUUGGUUUUGGAACCUAACAAGCCUAGUGUACCUCUCCGUCCACGAAACUGCGCUGUACGGACAACUCCCAAGUACGCUGGGAGACAUGGUAUCCCUUCAAGUACUAGACUUGUCAGAUAAUAGUAAUAACUUGAGCAUGACGACGACAAACUUGAAGAACCUAUGCAACUUGACUGUUCUAGAUCUUGAUGCAUCUCUUUCGUAUGGAAAUAUAACAGAGUUGAUUGAGAGGUUGCCGCAGUGUUCAUCAAACAAGUUGCAGGAGUUGCAUCUAUUCUCAAACUACCUGGUAGGGUUCCUACCAAGCAUCAUGGGGCACUUGACCAGUAUAGUCACUCUUGAUCUCGGUUGGAACAACAUUACUGGACCUGUCCCUGCAGCAUUUAUAGGGCAUUUUGCACAUUUGAGGACCCUUGACCUCUCUUUCAACCACCUCACUGGACAUGUGCCAUCUAAAAUAGGUCAUUUUGCACAUUUGAGGACCCUUGACCUCUCUUUCAACCACCUCACUGGACAUGUGCCAUCUGAAAUAGGUAUGCUAGCUAAUUUGACUGCAUUGGAUCUAAGCGGCAAUGACUUGGAUGGUUCGAUCACAGAAGAACACUUGGACGGUUUACGAAGCUUAGAGUACAUAGACUUAUCUAAGAAUCAAUUGAAGAUUGUGGUGGGUUCAAAAUGGCAACCCACAUUUAGACUACAAAAAGCAUAUUUUGCAUCGUGCCAGGUCGGUCCUCUAUUUCCUGCAUGGCUUAAAUGGCAAGUGGAUAUUCUUUGGCUUGAUAUCUCAAACACAGGUAUAAUAGAUCGGCUUCCAGAUUGGUUUUGUAAUACAUUUUCAAAGGCCAAAUCCUUGGAAAUCUCCAAUAAUCAAAUCUGUGAUGGCUUACCAACAAAUAUGGAUAUCAUGUCAUUGGAAGUACUACAUUUCAGUUCAAGCAACCUAACCGGUCAAAUACCUCCAUUGCCAAGAAACCUCAGCAUGUUGGAUAUCUCAAGAAAUUCUUUAUCAGGACCCUUGCCAUAA
Messenger RNA from Phragmites australis (common reed), 1883 nucleotides. Its product is annotated as receptor-like protein EIX2. The record is from RefSeq and is a predicted model, not a curated record. Gene Ontology annotation, molecular function: protein binding. The transcript has a single exon. Gene Ontology annotation, cellular component: plasma membrane. NCBI's taxonomy places the organism in Eukaryota, Viridiplantae, Streptophyta, Magnoliopsida, Poales, Poaceae. Bases 78 to 1883 code for a protein of 601 amino acids.